Molecule: messenger RNA, 5380 nt
Organism: Penaeus chinensis
Lineage: Eukaryota; Metazoa; Arthropoda; Malacostraca; Decapoda; Penaeidae
Product: probable phospholipid-transporting ATPase IIB
Exons: 21
Coding region: 263-3514 (1083 amino acids)
Biological process (GO): phospholipid translocation; endocytosis; retrograde vesicle-mediated transport, Golgi to endoplasmic reticulum
Cellular component (GO): trans-Golgi network; plasma membrane; endosome
Molecular function (GO): ATP hydrolysis activity; ATPase-coupled intramembrane lipid carrier activity; ATP binding
Source: RefSeq, a predicted model, not a curated record
AUCAUGAGAUUAUUCUUUCCUGUUAAGGGAGGAGAACGUCACAGCAUUUUUACAAGAUUUUGAAGUUGGUGAAGCUAGAGUGAACAAGAGUCAAAGCACAGGAUACGUCUCAAAGGCAAGGCCAUGUCUAACAUGGCUUAGCACUAUGUGAAUGUAAGAGUACAGUCCUUGCUGCCCAGUGUGGCUCUCACUUUGGCAUGAUGCAGGCGUGGCAUAUUAGAGCGAUCAUAAAGAAGUCCGUGGCAUCCGCACUUGGGCCACGAUGAUGCAUGCUGCAGUUGAUGGAGACUUUGAAGCAGACGAGUCCCAGUAUUUAUUAUCAGACACAGACGCUGACACAAGAACAGUUACGAUGACGGGAUCACAGCGGCUGUGCUGCCUGUCUUUCUGCAUUCGCAAUUUUUGUGCUCGUUUAUGUGAGGGCCUUGUGAGCUGUUGCAUUCGACGACGGCAACUUUCAGCAAGAUCAAUACAUGUUGGCUACCAGACAGCUGAAAAGUUUCCGCCAAAUGUUAUCAGAAAUCAAAAAUUUAAUUUCUUCACUUUCAUCCCACUGGUUCUCUUUGAACAGUUCAAGUUUUUCUUGAAUUUAUACUUUCUAGUAAUGGCAACGUCCCAGUUCAUCCCAGAAUUACGAAUUGGGUAUCUUUAUACGUAUUGGGGUCCUCUAGGUUUUGUCAUCCUUGUCACCAUGAUCCGUGAAGCUGUUGAUGAUGUCAGAAGGCGACAAAGGGACAAUGAAGUCAACCAGCAGAAAUACAAGAAAUUAACGCCACAUGGAGGAUCCAGAACUGUUACGAGUGCUAAUAUUAAAGUGGGCGAUUUAAUAUUUAUUGAGAAGGACCAACGUGUGCCUGCAGACAUGGUGUUUCUCCGCACAACAGAGGCCACUGGUGCCUGUUUUAUCCGUACAGACCAGUUAGAUGGAGAAACGGACUGGAAGCUAAGGCUGGCAGUUCCUGCCACUCAGAAACUGGAGACGAAUGAAGAGCUGUUCAACAUGAAUGCUAUGGUGUAUGCUGAAAAGCCACAGAAAGAUAUUCACAAUUUUAUCGGGACUUUCACCAAGCAUGACACAGACACCGAAGAGUCACUGAGCGUUGAGAAUACGGUCUGGGCUGGGACAGUGGUUGCCUCAGGAAGAUUAUUAGGACUCGUUGUUUACACUGGAUGUGAAACACGCUCUGUUAUGAACAAUGCUGCUCCCAGGUCCAAAACAGGACUUCUGGAUUUGGAAAUUAAUAACCUCACAAAGCUUCUCUUUGUAGCCGUGUUGGGCCUGACUGUUGUGAUGAUGUGCCUGAAGGGGUUUGGAGGGCCUUGGUACCGCUACUUUUUCCGUUUUCUUCUCUUGUUUUCGUACAUCAUUCCCAUAAGUUUGCGUGUGAAUCUGGAUGUGGGAAAGGCCUUCUACUCUUGGGUCAUCCAGCGUGACCAGGAGAUGCCAGGAACUGUUGUGCGCACAACCACAAUUCCUGAGGAACUAGGGCGAAUCAACUACCUUUUAACUGACAAAACAGGGACUCUGACACAGAAUGAGAUGGUGUUCAAAAUUCUCCAUCUUGGCACAGUGGCCUAUGGGACAGAUACUUUUGAUGAGGUUCAGGCACAUGUCAACACCUUCUUCUGCAAAGAUGCAAGUAGUGCUGGUUCCUCUGCCACGCCCACUCGCAUGAGGCGAACCGUUGUGACUCGUGUUGGAGAAGCAGUCAAAGCCCUGGCUCUGUGCCAUAAUGUCACUCCAGUCUAUGAGGAUGGAGCUGGCCAGCCUCCAGAGGAAUCGCAGAAUGGAGAUCAGCCUCACACUGUUCUCUACCAGGCCUCCAGCCCUGAUGAAGUGGCUCUUGUGAAGUGGACGGAGAGUGUUGGUCUCCCUCUUGUCCACCGCGACCUCACCACCCUCACCCUACGCACCAUGAGUGGCAAGCUCCUCACCUACACUGUGCUGCAGAUCUUCCCCUUCACUUCUGAGACCAAGAGAAUGGGCAUUAUUGUUAGGGAGGAGCUGACAGGUGAGAUUGUCCUGUACAUCAAAGGUGCAGACACAGUGAUGGCAUCAAUGGUUGAGUACAAUGACUGGCUUGAGGAAGAGUGCACCAAUUUGGCUCAGAAGGGUCUGCGUACUCUGGUGGUGGCAAGGAAGGUCCUCACACCAGAGCAGUAUACACAGUUUGAGCAACGCUAUAAUGCUGCAAAAUUAAGUGUAACAGAGAGAGGAAGUCGUGUAGCUGCCGUUAUUGAGACUUUGGAAUGUGAUCUUGAACUGCUUUGUUUGACUGGUGUAGAGGACAAAUUGCAGAACAAUGUUAAACAGACACUUGAGUUGUUGAGAAAUGCUGGCAUGAAGAUCUGGAUGUUGACUGGGGACAAGCUUGAGACAGCCACCUGCAUUGCCAAGAGUUCACGCCUUGUUUCCCCCAACCAAGGGCUGCAUGUGAUGGGCAAUUUGUCUACACGAAGAGAGGCUCACUUGGAGCUGAAUGCCCUUAGAAGGAAAAGUGAUUCUGCUCUUAUAAUAAAGGGUGAUGCCUUAGAGACCUGCCUUCAGUACUAUGAGCAUGAGCUGAUGGACCUUGCUGUGCAGUGCCCAGCGGUUGUAGUGUGCCGAUGCUCACCAACUCAGAAAGCAGCAGUGGUACGCCUCAUUCAGAGGCACACAGGGAAGCGCACAGCAGCUGUAGGUGAUGGAGGCAAUGAUGUUUCCAUGAUCCAGGCUGCAGAUGCUGGGAUUGGUAUUGUAGGCAAGGAAGGUAAACAGGCAUCAUUAGCUGCUGAUUUCAGCAUUGACCAGUUCCAGUAUAUAGCACGCCUUUGCUUGGUCCAUGGCCGUGACUCUUACAAGCGAUCAGCUGCACUCUCCCAGUUUGUGAUGCAUCGUGGUCUCAUCAUCUCAACCAUUCAGGCUAUAUUUUCGUCAAUCUUCUACUUUUCAAGUGUUGCUCUCUACCAGGGCUUCCUGAUGGUUGGAUAUGCUACUGUGUACACCAAUUUCCCUGUGUUCUCUCUUGUGCUGGAUAGAGAUGUGUCUCCCAACAUUGCUCUUACUUACCCAGAACUGUACAAGGACUUGACAAAAGGAAGGUCACUGUCCUACAAGACCUUUUUCAUAUGGGUGCUUAUCAGUAUUUAUCAGGGAGGAGUGUUGAUGUAUGGUGCAAUGCUGCUGUUUGAAGAUGAACUGAUUCAUGUUGUGAGCAUCAGCUUCACAUCGCUAAUCCUGACAGAGCUCUUGAUGGUGGGGCUCACAGUGCGCACCUGGCAUCCACUGAUGAUUGUCGCCCACUUCCUCUCUCUUGGGUUUUACGCCUUGUCCAUCAUCUUCAUGCAUUACUUUGACUGGAAUUUUAUCAAAUCCAAGGACUUUUUCUGGAAGGUGGUGGUGAUCACUCUGGUCUCUUGCUUGCCACUCUACAUCCUCAAGUUCCUCCGUCGCCGCUUCACUCCCCCAACCUAUUCCAAGCUGGAGGAGCUGAACACCUUUGGCAGCACCAGCAUGACGCAACCACAGCCAUAGGGUUGUGCCACCUUCCACCUCUAGGGCGUGGCCAGUGGGGGGGGAGCAGUACACUUAAGAGGAACAUUGUGGAAUCAAAACAUAAGGGGGCUCAGGGCAGGAAGGCCCCAGGACAAGACAGUUUUGUGAUCAGUGACACUAUCUGAUUACAUAAUUUUUGAUGAGGUGAUCAGCAUAAAUUAUGGAAUUCAUAUAAAUGGUUUCUGUUCUGUUUAGAAAUGGUGAUUGUGUUUUGAUAUGGAGCUUUAUAUAUUUAUAUUAAUAUUUAUAUCUGUAAUUAUAUUGUAUAAUGUAAGGGAGUCAAUUGCAAUAGCAAGUAUGUAUGCUUCAUAGUACUCAUUCUCGCUAUAUAAUUUUCCCCUACUUUUAUUUUUUCUAGAUAUAUUAACAUAUUCUAGAUUUUGCUUCUGACUGGAAACAAUUUUCUUCCACUCUCUUUGCUGCAUCCUAUGCAUCAUGUCCAUUCCAGUUAAUUGCACACUUCUGUACACUCCUUCCUUCAUCCUUUCUCUUGCGUUGCAUUGGUUCCUUUCUUCUGCUCUCUUCUCUUAACGAUUCUUGAUUUUUUGACACCUUUCAAUAUUUCUUCUUGAUGAAAAACAUUGGGUUUGUAAACACAAUAGAAGUUAUUAUUUUUUCCUUGAAAGCAAGUCUCCAGGAAGCAGAGUCUUCCUUGGAGGGACUAGAUUAUUUAUUAUAAUGAUUAUUUUUGUUAUUUCUCUCUCGAUGUCUUUUUGCCUUUAAAGACUUUAAUAGAUUGAUAUUUUGGUUGUGGUGUUGCCGUUUAAGGAAACUCUUGUGAUGCAGUUUGCUAUGGAACAAGAUUUUGAUAGGUAAAUAUCCUUUGGUGUAUAAAGGGAGUUUAAUACACAUGAUUUAUAUAAUGAUGUGUGAUAGUGUGUUUUGAUGGUUGAUAUAUCACAUUUCUUGUAUUCCAAUUCAUAUUUAGGUAGAGCAAGGUACAUUAUGUGCUGUCGCAGAGGAAAAAACAGCUUUAAGUUGUACUAGCAUUAACAUUAUUUUUUAUCUACUGUGUGUCAAAUAUUUUAUUUUUUAUGCUGCAGUUAUUUUUUUCUGUGGAUUUUAGAGAUCUCGGAAGAAAUGUUAAUGCUGUGUUUCUUCUUUAUCAUUCUUUUUGUUUUCUUUUUUCUUUUUCUUUUUUUGCAUUCUUUGUACUUGGCUUUCUUUGUCAUUCUUCCUUUAUAAUUUUAAUUUUUCUUUUUUUUUCUUUUUUUUUUUUCUAACGCUUUCAAAAUCCUUUCUCAUUUCUAUCUAUUUCCUCUCUUUUUUCAUUUUGCUAAUUUUUUCUUUCACUUUAUUUCCUAUUUUUUCUCUUCAUUUUCCUCAUUAAUUAUUUUUUAUUUUUCCCCUUUUCAGUUCCACUUGUUGUAUUUUCUCUUAUUUCUUUAGUUCAUGUUUUUAUCCUUUAUAUAUUAUUCUCUUUUCCAGUAAGAUGUCUUUCCAUCCUCCCCUCUUCCUCCUCCAUCUUAGCAUAGAUAACUGCAUACAGGUGCCUUUACAACUGCUUAUAGAGUGAGAAUGUAUUUCAAAGAAAUAUCAUGAAAGAUACUUGUUGAUUUUUAAAAAUGGCAGAGCUUGUUAACAUAAGGAAGUAAUUAGUUUGUUAAUAUAGGAGGUUCAUGGAAGGCCAGUAAGGAGGAAGGCGCUAAUGCUUGCUGAGUAUAUAUAUUUAUGUGCACUAUUCACAUUCUUGUCUUUAUAUUACUAGUCAGAUAUUUGUUUUUUUGUCUCAUAGCUCUAGCUAAUAAAACUUCUCUUGGUAUUCUCAGUUUAGAUAAAUAAAGAGAGUGCUUGAAAGUUAAUUAUCUAAUGUGCUGUCCAGAAUGACAAUAAAAAUUACCAUUU